Messenger RNA from Exophiala mesophila, 1291 nucleotides. RefSeq lists its product as uncharacterized. Gene Ontology annotation, molecular function: phosphatidate phosphatase activity. The record is from RefSeq and is a predicted model, not a curated record. Bases 111 to 1130 code for a protein of 339 amino acids. NCBI's taxonomy places the organism in Eukaryota, Fungi, Ascomycota, Eurotiomycetes, Chaetothyriales, Herpotrichiellaceae. The transcript has 2 exons. Gene Ontology annotation, biological process: phospholipid metabolic process.
CACCACCACCACCACCACCACCAACAACAAAGUCACCCUCACCUCGUGGUGUUGGUGGAGCACAUGGGCAUUCACAUCCACACUCAACCUUGACUUCAAGAUUCCUUUCCAUGGCAUCAAUAAAACCCGAUAGAACUACUCUGCCUCGACUGUUGCAUAACCUCAAAAUCUUCAUUCUCGACAGUUGGUUUGAUGUGGUUUGUAUUCUUGUCAUUGCAGGAAUCACUGGAGUUAUCUGGGUAAUAGAAGCGCGACCAAACCGUCUCUUCCCUCUCCUCAGUCCCGAUGGAACCACUUACGCACCUGAGAUUUCGUACCCAUAUCUCACCAAUGUGUUUUCAAGUCUUGGGGCAGGAUUAGUCUGCGCAAUCAUCCCCGUGGGUGUGAUGAUCCUGUCUCAAUUCUUCAUCCAUUCCUUCGCCGAUGCGUCUUCGGGAAUCCUGGGUCUGUUUUACAGUCUGGUGACGGGAACUUGUUUUCAAGUGAUUCUCAAGAAGAGCAUCGGUGGGUUACGGCCUCAUUUUCUGGCGGUUUGUCAGCCGCGAAUUCCAGACGGUGUGCUGGGUCAAGGGUUCAACGGGAUCUUGUAUAGCGUGGAUCAGGUGUGUACUGGGGAUCCGGGCAGGAUUAAUAAUGCUUUGCAGUCGUUUCCGUCAGGACAUUCCGAGAUUGCGUUUGCGGGACUGGGAUAUCUGGCAAUUUAUCUUUUUGCGCAUUUGAAGAUGGGUGAUGGGUCAAGGGUGGUGAGGACGGGGUUCUGGCGUAUGGUCAUCGUCAUGAUGCCGUUGUUGCUGGCGACUUAUCUGGCGUGUACUUUGGUCUUGAGAUACCAUCACCAUGCGUUCGACUGUUUCUUUGGUGCGUUGAUUGGAAUUGUCACGGCGGUGUUGGGAUAUCGAUCGGCGUAUCGGAGUGUGUUUGACGGGACUACCAAUUACCGACCUCGACUUGGAAGGAGGAUGAAGAGGGAGGUUGAUCGAGAAGAGACGAGAGUGGCAGACGAAGAACAUGCUCUAGGCGACAUAGGGCCAGCUGAUUUGGAGAUGGGGUCUGGGGGUGGAGGACGUCGUGAUGUUGUAUUAGACGAGCAUGCUCGUCGGAGUCAUAGUGAGGCUGAGACAUUGUACUGAUUGAAAGCAGGGGAGGAAGGGGGGAAAAGGAAGGAAAAGACAAAGAUAUGGGCCCGAUGAUGGACCGUAGGAAAAGAGCAUGGUUUAAAUAGACCGACAAUGCUGUCUCACUUGUAUUGGUAUUGCACAUAUUCAUCUUGUCAGAAUCUCGACACCAUCCG